Equus caballus (horse) is the source of this 12737-nucleotide messenger RNA. Lineage: Eukaryota; Metazoa; Chordata; Mammalia; Perissodactyla; Equidae. The record is from RefSeq and is a predicted model, not a curated record.
GCCAGCCGCGCGGGGACACUGAGGCACGGCGGGGAGGUGACGUCCCCGGCGGCCUGAGCCCAGCCUAGCCUGCGAGAGACGGCUCUGGAGGCCCUCGGCCUCUCCCCGCUGCCCCAGACGUCACGAUCUGUCUGCAAUAGCUGGAGCUGGGGCUGAGAACCCCCAGUCCUGCCGGAGCUUAACCGCUCGCCUUGCCUUAAACGCCGAAAAAGUCAAGCAGUGCUUUGAGAUCCAGAGGGGGCGUCUGAUUGAGGGUGUGUGGGGAAGAGGUGAUGGUGGUGGUGGCUGAGUCCCAAGGACUCUCAUUAGCCCUGGGAGGGGGAAAAAGGAAAGAUGGCAAGGGUGGCCUAGGCCGACUCUGGACUUUCUUUGUAGAAGAAGAGAGGAGGAGGAUGGGGUGGGGAGAGGCGGGAAUAGGUAAAAAAGGGGAAAGGAAGUAGUUAAGGAGGGAUUAGGGCAGAGUGUGUGUGUGGGUCCUCCUGGGAGGCUGGAGGCCAAGUCCUCAGACACAGCAUGGCACCUUCAUCUGUUGACCGGAUGCAGCGUCUGUCCAGGGCGUUUUCAGAAUUGAACAGGUCGCUCUAAGAGACCUGCAUGUCCCAGGUGCCCAGGCACACACAAACCCAUAGAUGAAAGGGAGUCCUUCCGACUGUUCCUUCUCCCUAACUGCUCACCUCUAGCCAGCACCAAGUCCUUGCCGGACCCCUCCUAAAUCUCACCUUGCCUUUACCCCUCCUCAGCCCCCUACAGAUGUGGCUACAGGCCGCAUCUUCCCACCUCUUGCCUGGACUGCAGCAGCUCUAAUUCUGCCCUCCAAACUCCGACAAUACUAAUAGGCACCAUUUACGGAAUAGCUACUAAGUGCCAGACACUGUGGUAAGAGUUCCACAUGUAUUAUUCCUAAUCCUUAUAACAACCCUGGAGGUUGCUGUCUUAUGUUUCCCUCUACUAAAGGAGAAUCUAAGGCAUCAAAGGUUGAACGGCCUGCCCAAGCUGACACCGUAGCCAACGGCUGAUCUACCCAGCACGCCCAGCACUAAGCCCCUAUUCCGUUCUCCUCUCUGCAGCCAGGGUCAGCUUUCUAAUAGACAAAUAUUCCCAUAUGUUGCCCUUAGGAUCAAGUUCAGAUCCCUUGCCCAGGUGAGUAGACUCUCCAUCAGCCUCCACUGUCUGUGCUCCAGUCACAACCUUCAGCACCUCGAAAGUGUUAUGAAUCCCUCAUACCUCUGGGCCUUUGCAUAUAUUCUUCCCCCACCCCACCCUCGCCCCCCGCCUAUAAACACUCUUCCUCACUUCACCUGGCUAACUCCUAGUCAUCCUUCAGUUUCUUUCCCUAGUCAUCCCUUCUCCCAGGAGGUCUUCCUUGUUCCCCAACACUGGUUUAAAUUCACUCUUUUGUCUCCAAACCAGUACUUACUGUCUCAAGAUACUUCCCACUCUUUAGAUAGCUCCUGAUAUGUGAGGCGUAGGGCAGGGUCUGUCUUGUUCACUGGGGCAGGCCUGAGCCUAGCCCCGUGGGCAUGGCACAAAGUAGGUGCUCGCUGAGCAUUUGUUGAAUGAAAGAAUGCUCCUCAGGUCCUCUCUACAUCUCAAGACAUCUUGCUACCAAGGAGAAUCAUAGAAGGUCGGAGACAGCGGGAAAUGUGGCCUAGGAUUUUGAAGGACCAUUUCUUUGGGUUGUUCAUUCCUAAGGCUGGGAGAUGUGAUCAGGACCCCACCACCCCAAGUCCUGUUUGUUUGAAGACACUAAUUAGUUCAUGUUUCAGAUUUCAGGGCACUUUUUUCUACAAAGAGGCCCUUCCUGGAGAGGACCAGAGUCUUAAUCUGAUCCCUUAUGAGACGCCACCCAGGCCGGGCUCCCUCGCCCCGAAUCAGGCCUCCGUCUUCCCCGUCCCUCCCUUUCUUCUUUGUCCCCUGCCAUCCUUCCUCCUUCUCCCCACUCCCAUAGCACUUCUCUUUCUGAUUCUGAUCUGCCUCCCCUGGAACUGCUAUAUUAUCUCAGAGCUCAAAUGUCAACUAAAGCAACUGGGCUCAGAGCAGAGGGGAGCCAGGGCUAGCACCAGGGGUCCUGCCUUGUAGCCCUGGUGCUGGAACAGGGGAUGGGGGGACCUAGCGGAGAGGGUGGGAGUUGAGGUACGCAUGUGCGUGUAAACGUGUGUACAUUUGUGUUGGAGUGGGGAGCCCCUUUUCCAAGCUGCCCUAAACAGACAUUGCUGGCCUCGUAAAAGCUUCCUUUUUGCCCUGUGUCCUCAGCCUUGCCUCCCAGAAUUGGCUCCUCUUCCCCAAGCUCCUGGAGCCUAGGCUCAGAAUGCUAGGUCGAGGCACUGGGCAGUGUUCACAUCCCGAGGCCAUGAGUGGGUCUUCCUCCCACCCAAAGAACGAGUUUCCCUGGCCAGCAGCUCUGCUGCUUUUGGAGGACCCUACAGAUCAGCAGCUGUCCCUCAGGGUCUCAUCUCUUUCCCCACCGUCUCUGUUUUCAUUACGUCUCUCCCUUUGUUUCCCUGCCUCUGGGUGCCUUCUUCUUUCCUGUUACCUCUGUGUUCUCUGUCACUGGUGUCUCCACUGGAGACAAGGGCUAGGCCUGGGUGCAUGGGGGGGGUAGUGGCCAGACCAGGGGCCCGGGACAUGAGCGCAACUUUCCAGGCUUCUCUUCCAGGCCCCUGUGGUUGGGGAGCUCCACAGAGGGAGAGAUGAGUCAGCGGGGCCGCAGAGCAGGGGGGGUCUGGGUGGGGGUGGGGAUGCCGGGGUUCCCCAGGGCCAGGGAGUUCGCCAGGGCAUCUGGGUCUCUGAACUCUAGUGGAUAUGGGGAGUAAAGAAUCAGUGAGUCCCCCAAAGGUGCCCUGGAGGUUCCUACACUAGUAGGAGUUACAGGCAGCAAUGUGUAAGACUGGCAGUGCCCUCCACAUCACCCUUAUCCCCAGAUUCUGGUAGGAAGAGGGGUUCCUAAAUCCCCUCUAGGGAACAUCAGGGACCUCUAGAGCUGUAAAAUUGUGAUGAUAGGCUUGGGUGUAUGUAUGUGACAUUUGCUACAUAUAUAAGUGUGUGUAUUGAUGUGAGUCUGUGUGAGUCCCUGUGGGGGGUAUUCUAGGUGACUGAGUCUGUCUGCAGGUAUGUAUACUGGUGUGUACAUUUUUGUAAUUGGGGUUAGGGUAAGUGUCUUGGUGUGAGUAUUGUCUAUAUAGUGUAUGUAUACAUAUCAGCGUGUGUCCUUGUGGGUGCCUACAGAGCAUAUGAAUGUUCAUAAUUCAGGGUGUGUGCAAGUGUAUAUCCGAGAGUGUGUCCCUCAUUAGGUAUUAGAGUGUGUCAAUCUCUGUAUUUCGGGGGCUGUGUUCGCUGUUUACUUGUGAUUCUAAGGUAGCCGAACCUUCUAUAACAACAAGGAAGGAAGGGUUAGGAGUCCCUUUGGCUCAGGCUGCCAGAAGAAGCCCAGACUAGGAGAGUGGGCAGAAUGCAGCUUCCCUGAGGAGCAGGGGGAUAGAAGUGCUCCGCUCUCCCCAGUUUUCACUCUCUCCACCCCCACUGAUGUUUCCAAAAAAGAUCCAAAACCGUUAGAGAGAACUAAGGCAGGUUCCAGAUCCAACCUCCUCUAACCUAGAAACUCCCACCCUGAUUCUUCUAGGGGAGGGAGGGCAGGGAGUGGUCCCUGUGGUUCAGCCCAGUCCUGGGGUUGAGAGAUCAGAAAGGCACCCUCCCACCCCUUCCUUCAGGGGCAUCCAUCUCUCCGAGUUCAGCGUCUGGGUGGCCAUGGGCGGAGGCUGAGGGGCCCCCAGGGUGGUGGGGGGUGGUGGAUAGAAACCAGAUGCCUAGGGGGUUUGUACUGGAAGGACCAGAGCCGCAGCCUCUACCCGCCCCUGCCACAUGGCGCCUCUGCUCGGGCUGCCCCACCCCCUGGGAGGCUGGGCUGAGGGAGGGCUGCGAGGGUGGAGGCAGGUCCUUGGUCAGGGCGCCCAGUUGCUGCCCUCAGCCCCUGGGGGCGCUGGGGGUAGGUUUGGGGGUCAGGACCCAGGAAAACCAGGGCCUCGGCUGGGCUGUAUGAUUAUCUUUAAAAAGGGUGUGGAUAAGUCAGAACCCAGGGUCCUGAGGGGGUAGCGAGCGGGGGCUCAGGCAGCCCCUCUGCCUAGCUUUGGCACAGACCUUUGGGAGGGGGCUCCGUGUCCAGGGGCUAUCCUACUAGGGGUGACAUAUCAGGGGCCCUGGCUCACAUCUUCCUGGGGACCCUGCUCCUCCCUUUUCCUUUCUUCGCACUCCUGCCCUUCCCAGGUAGGAUUGGGGGUUAAGGCCCCCAGGGAAAUGGAGAAGGUUGACCCUCCCCGCCCCCCAUCUCCUCGCCCCUGUCUUGAACCUCCUUUCAUCCUUCCUCUUUUUCCCUUUCAGUCUCUUCCUUUCUUCCCCAAUCUAGUUUGAGACCCAACCGCUUCUCUCAGCUGCCAUCUCUUCUCUAGUCUGGAGUCUAGACGUUUCUCCUGUGCCUCAGUUGCCUGCCUAACCUAACUGGUCUCAGGCUUUUCUGCUAGUGGUGCAGUAAUUUCUCCAAAGCUUCCCCUUCUUCCCAACUUCUGAGUGGGGCGCCCCCAGAAAUCCAUCUGGCACCUCAGGCUCAGAUGCCCCCCCCCAACGGUGGGGAGACCAGGAGGUCACGGGGACACCCCACCACCGGCACUUCCUCUUGGGCAGACGGGUGGGGUGGCCCGUGUAAUCAUCGGACACAAUUAUGCGCUAUUUAUACUCCAUCCCCGCCCCCCACCUGCCUGGCUGCUUAACCCUCUGCCUCCUCCCGACCUGGCCAAGCCUCCCGGCUAUUUUCUCUGUCCUGUCCUUCCGAAGCCAUUGUCUCCUCAUCUUUGUUCCUCUGGGCUUGUUUCUCUUCCUUUUAGUUUUUUCUGCUCUUUCUGGUUUUUAAAGCCAUGUACCUGGUCUUCUGGUUUUCUCUGCUCUCUUACAACCCGUAGUGUCUCUUCUGAUUCUCUUGUGUUGUUUCAUUUACUCUGUGUGUCUCUUGAUCUUUCUGGUCUUUCUGUGUCUCUUCUUUGGCUUCUUUUCCUUUGUCUGCCAGACCUCCUGGUUCCCUAGCCCUUUCCCCAAAAGUCGGGCCCACAGAGUUCCUUGGGGGAACAAGAACUUCUGGUCCUACCCUGAACUUUGACCCCGCCUGCUGGUUAAAGUGCACUUAACCCUCCCUGGACCUCCAUCUGCUCCUUCCUCCCCACUUCCCGUGGAGACCUGGGAGGGCCAAAGGAGUGAGAAGGGGGCACUCAGGAAGAGAAAGUGAGGGGGCCGUGUUAGGAGUGAGGAGAGUGGGGAAGGACAGGCUCCUUGCCUCUGAUGGGCAGGGCUGGGAUGGGGAGAGGAGAGUGUUGGGGAAACAACCUCAGCUGGGUGGGCCCCACGGUGGGAGGGAUGCUUGUUCUACCACUUGGCUGCCCAGUUCUCUCUCUCCUGUAAACUGACCUCAGGGCCUAGGUUUACAGUUAAUAGAUUUUUUGGGUUUCCUCUCCUGGUGGACCUUCCUUCUCUUCUCCCCCAUUUUGAUGAGAAGUCAAAGUUGGGAAGUCCUGCCUAAGCUCUAACUUCAAUUCUUCCUGCUGCAGAGGGAAUUGAUGCAUGGCGAUGAGAAAGGGAACCAGGAGCUCCCUCCCAGGAAAGCAUGAUCACUCACAAGAAGGACUAUCCAGCAAAGGAUGGAGAUUCAGUCUGUGGUGAAGAGGGGCCUAGGAAUAGUAACUGGCAAAAAAUGAUGGAAGCUACAGCAUAUCUUUUUGGGGGGUUAAUCCAAAGGGGCUAGACUGAGUUGACCCAAUGACUUUGUACCUGCACCAUCACUCCUGCCUGCCUUACCUUUUCUCAGAAUCAGAAGAUCCAGAUUCUGCCCCCUAGAGUGAGGUAGGCCUAGGUGUUACCUUCUAGGAGUGAAACUGAGGCAUUGGGAGGCAGCCUGGGGAACCCCCAAGCCUGUGCCAAACCCUCCCCCACUCUGCGCCCCUCCCUCCAGACCUUGCUCUGGAAUCUGCCUCAGUGCCCCUAAAAGUCUGGGCAGCCGAAGCCUCCACCCCAGAGCACGCCCUGCCUCCUGUCUGUCACAGCACACACGUACACGCACACACACGCACAUACACACUGCUCUCCUGAUCUCAGGGUGGGUGACUGGGGAGGCGAGCAUCUCCGUGGUCAACUCCGGCAUGAGUGUGGUGUGUGUGCUCCAGCCCUGUCACCGUGCUCAUCUGUGUGUGAGUUUGUCUGUGUUCAUUCAUGACAGUGGCUGUCCCCUGCGUGGGUAGCACUGUGUCUGUAUGUGUGCGUGUCUCAUCCUGUGUUUGUCCAUGAGUGUGUAUGUCAGUGUGUUCCAGUCUCUCUGUGUGAGUGUCGUCCCCAAUCCCCAUCCCCCCCCUGGAUCUCUAAUUAGUGGUUUGGGGUUUGUUCCUUUUCCCUCCUGUUCCUUCCCUCAGCAGCGGCGGGCGGGCGGCAGCCUCAGCAGCAGCAGGAGCAGCAGCAGCAGAAGCAGCAGCAGAAGAGCAGCAGCCAGGACUCUGAAGUCAGAGUAGGAUUGUAGGAUCGGAGCCUGAGUGGGAACAGGAGUGGAGCUGGCCUGGGAGAGGAGCGGAGCCCCCCAGGCCCCUCAGGCCACCCCUUGCCUGCACUCCCACUGCCAGACCUCCAGAGAGACCCAGGACACCCAGCCCAGAUCCCCCAGCCUCAGGAUGGCGUCCUCCCUGCUUGAGGUAACUGCCCUCUCCUCCCCCCAGGACACCAGCGACAAUCUUAAUGGUCCUAAUCUCUGCCCGCCCCCCACCUCCAAACUCACACAGACAGUUGCUGUGGUGCCUGUCACUUCCAGGGGUCCCUCCGAAGAGAGAAGAGUCGGGUCAGAGGAGGGUAGUGGAGGGCAGGAGAAAGGGUUGGAGAGAGCAGGGCCAGAGGUCAGAGAGCAGUCAAAGGAGGAUGAGAGAGGAUGAGGUCAGAAGAAGGCAGGGACCCCUAAGGUCAGCCAAGCACACCAACUCUGAGGAGUGGAAAGGGAUGGAGGAAGGAGGAAGAGGAGUGGGGAGCGGGGAGAGAGGGGUGGGAGACAGAUAAGGCACAGCAGAUGGGAGAGAGAGUGAGAGGAUGGUUGAGUGGGCACAGAGCAGCAUCUGGGUAUAGUUCCUUGGGGUCCUCUUCUGGAACUCUUAGCCUCAGCAGAGUCUUGUCUGGUUUGUAGGUGGGGAGGGGGCUGGGCCUCUGGGCUGGUGUGUGCAGGAGAGGAGGUGAGCUAGGAGAGAAGGCAGAAGGGCAGUCCUGUGCAUGUGGGGGGGCUGACCAGAGGAACUGGGCCCAGGCCUGAGAGGGAACCAAGGAGGAGGGCCAGGGUCUGAGGCCGCCUGCCCGGCUCACAAAUAUUUAGCUUUCAGCCAAAGACAAACUCAGCUCUAUUUUGGGAGUGGGAGGCUCCAGGGCGGACUGAGCCACUUCCCCUCCAGGCUGGGACCCCAGCAUCCCUUCCCUCUGGCACUGGAGGGAACUAGGGUACCAUGGGGGUCAGAGUUUGGGGUCUUGAGAAAUCACUGACUCUCCCAGGGCGUCUGGGGCACUCAAGGCGCAUGGCUGGAAACGGAGGACUCACGGGCACUCAGAGCCAGUUUGAAUGUCCUGAUUCUCCUGCUUCUGGGUCUCUGACUCUUUCUCUGUCACCAUCUCUGUCCUGCUUUCUGGGUCCCUCUCAGGAAUUUGGGGCCAGAGGGCCCUCCCUUCAGCUCAACCCCCUUCGGUCGCCUUGAACUUUCUGCAUUCUUGGGCCCCUGAGAAGCUCCCAUCUUGGCUCCCAGAGCCCCAGCUCAGGUCCCAGGAGUGAUGGGCCUGUGGGAAAGGUGUGUGGGGGACAGAGCUGGCGGCCUUCACCGCCUGUGUUCAUUGGCCUGAGUGUAAGUGUCAGUGUAAACCAGCACGCCUGCACACGUGGCUGGCUCUGUGAGAGCACAGGUGUAUGUGUGUAUAAGCCAGGCCGUCUGAGGAUCUUGUUAGCCCAAGUGAGGAAUGGUGUGUGUAAAACUAGGCGAUAGUGAGUUUGUGACCAAGUUCGAGGGAAUGGCAUGCAAGCCAAUGGGAUAGACACCAGGCCCUUUGUCACUGCUCUGGACCCAGUCAGGGGUCCCCAGGUGUUGUGUUCUACUCCCCUGAGGGGAGAUUGCUCACCCUGCCAUCUCCCUACUAGACUCUAUAUUGAGCCAUCAUUGAAACACUGUGGUUGGUCUUGAGGAAGCUAGAGGACCAAGGUGCAUGGAAAUCCUGGGUCCACCCAGGGCAGGGGCAGUGUCAGUGGGCAUGGGCAUCAUGCCAGAGUGGCCAGCGUGGCACUGGUGCCUGGGGGAGGGGCUGGCCCAGAGGCCUGCUGGAAAGACACAGGAUUGGGGUAGCGCUUGGCAAGACAGUGUGUCGUGGAAACUGGAUCUUCACGUCCCUCAGUCCCUGUGAGCUGGAGCUGCCCCAGCACAGGGGCAUUCCACUUCCUCUGUCUCUUCCUCCUGUUUUUUGGGUACCUGGGCCCUCAACUUUCCCUCUUCCCCUGUCCACCACCAGGAAGCCCUUGGCCUGGUAUGGGUGGGCUCUCCGGCAGUGGGAAGAAGUUGGGGGUUCAGAGGGGGAAGCAGCUGCUGCUUGAUGGGAGGCUCACCUGGGCUGAGUGAGAUGACACAGGGGGACAAGGGGUGGGGGCUGGGUGGGGAUGGGGAACUGGAAGUUGGGAGAACUGAACAACUUGGGAGGAGGCCAAAAACAUGGAGAACUGGAAACUGGGACCUGGGGUGCUCAGAGCCCCCUACCAUCAGCCCUUGGAUGUAUAGUGAGCUUUCCAGUGGGAGGUCAGCUGGGCAAGUGAGCUCCCUGGAAAGAGGGGGCUCCCAUCCCGGCUGCACCUCUGGGUGAGCGCUCUGGGACAGCUCCUUAGCUCGGCCCUUCUCCAGAUACUCCCCCUCCAGCCUGGUUUUUGUUGUUUUUAAUGGAUGGUGGGGUGGAGGCAAGGGGAAAAACAGCCAGAAGGUGGGACUCCUGGGUGUCCUGUUCCCCCCAGGUAAUACAUUUGAUCAGGUAUGGGGGACAUCUUUAGAACUCUGAACCCGGACCCUCUCCCCAGUUCUCAAGACAAGAGAAGGAAACUGAGGCUGUGGUGAGACUUAGCCCCAGGGCCCCCAGCUUUUGGCCUCCAGACCGUCAUCUGAGAGGGUCUGGUGCCUUGCACCCCCUUCCCUGGCCACAGGGCCCCUGGGGGCCUCAGCUCCCCAGGGCUGGGGUCUCCUGUUGUCCUGGGGCUGCUUGCUUUCCUUCACCUCUCCCUCCCUCCCCACAGCUGGGUGGGGUCCCUGGGCUUGGCUGAGGCCCCUGUGGCCACAGUGUGAGGGCCGGGCGGGGGGACGGCGUCGGCGUUUUUAAAAAUAAACCGACCGCAGGGAAACCAGCGGAGCCGAGCAGGGCCGGGCUGGGCAGAGGGGGAGGGGGCGGUCAGGGGAGAAGGAGGGAGGAGCGGCCUGGUCUGGGGGUUUUCUGGGGCCCAGCACCGUGGUGCUUUGAGCUUAGGUAGGAAUCUGCCUUCCUCCUCCUCCUCCUCCCCCCCUUCUUUCUUCUUCCUCCUCUCCUUUCCUCUCUGUUUUCCUUUGGCUUCCUAGCCCAGUCACUCUCCAUCACCUCUCUUUCUUUGUUUAUUCUGCUUUCCUCCCUCUCCCUCCCUUCCUUUUGUCUUUUUACCUUCCUGCUCUUUUGGGUCCCUGACCAUUUCACCCCCUAAUGCCACUGUGCCCCUCUGUUCCCCCUUUCCACACCCAUGGGGGCUUUGUGUCAGGUCCUCACCCUGUGCAGGGUCCUUUGCUCCCCGUGUCUCUGGGGCUUAGCCUCUCUCCUUCGCACUCUACAUUUCUCCUUCUGCUUUCGGCCCGGAUCUGACUCCUGUGGGGCUGCCCUGCCUCAGCCUACCCUCUGCUUGGGAGAUCUGAGCUCCGGGGAAGGACUCAGGGCCAGAUUUGAGAAAGCUUUUGGUGGUUCAAAAUUUGGGAGUGCAUGGGGUCAACAGGACUGAGAGAGGUGACUGGGCAGGGGGAGCAGUGCAGAAGUGGAGACGACAGCUCACGCCCCCCACUGCGGCAACCUCUAGCAUUGCUGUCACACACACAUACUGCAUGCUAGGAGCUAGAGGGGAGGGCUGGGAACUCUGGACUCUUGGGUUCCUUUUCAGCUUCAUGGGGAAGGCACAAGGUACAUCGGCUUUUGAGGACCCCAGUCAAGGAAAUGUACAGGGUCAGCUUUUGACGGCACGUUUUUUGGUGGGAUUCUCAGUAAUGGAUGCCUGUCUAUGCCAGCCGGAGAUUCUGGAGGGCAUCUCUUCCUGUGAUGUCCCGAGGCUGACCCAGGUAGGGGUACCAUGAGCUCCUGAGGGAUAGUAAUGUCAGGGUGGUUCGACCUGGUAGCACGAUGGUCAUUAGGGGCAUUUUAUGUUUCUAAAAUAUCCCCAUGCCUGCAUCUACCUGUCUUCCUUCACUCACUGUGCUGGAAGGGUGAAUAGAGACCAGUGAUGUGGGCUACGUGUUAGGGGACACUGAGGCACAGAGGGGUGUGCCUGGGAGCCAGUAUCUUAGCCACCCCAAUUCCCUGCCCUGGAGGGGUACGAGGACUUCGGGCUCUUCCCGCCCUCCCAGAGGCUCCGUAAAGCAGGAGGUGCCCACUGCCCGCUUGAAAGACAUUCUUGCCUGAGCCACAGUCCUGGCUUGGCGGCAGCCUUUUUCCCUCUCAAUGUCCCAGUGUCUCUGCCGUUGCUUCCUCUUGCUCCCCAGCCCGAGUCCCUGCCAAGAGAUUCCUUACCAAGGACAUGAGGACGAGGCCUCGGGGAGGCUAGGCCACUGCCUUAGUCAGGAGAUGAAGUGGAGACAGGAAGUGGAAUACGGGGUAAAGCUGGGAAAAUCUGGAAUGGGGGCAACCACAGUCCCUAAUACCGCACCUUCUCCCCAAGCUGCUCUUUGAGCCUCAUCUUUCCUCUCCACGUCCCUGACCAUGGCCUCUGCUCUGCACCCACUUCCAGAGGUCAGGAUCCCUAAGUCUCACCUCAUCCAGGUGCUGCCUGCAGCCCCAGCUCCUCUCUCCACUACUUAAGAAAUAGCCCUCGGAGGCCCUUGCACACACCCAACAGCUCCACAGUGAGCUCAGCUUCCCGCCUCCUGGGUUGGGGUGUUAGGCUGCUGUCUUGGGCCUCUGCUUCCCUUCAGCGACUCCAUCUGAGCUCUGCCCUGGGUCCCAGGCCUCACUGGCCCCCUCUUACCCCUGUUCCCCAUUGUCUUCGACUCUUCCCUGACCCCUUUGUUCUGUUCUCCAUGUCUCCAGGUCGCAGUCCUAGAGUUGGCCCUUCUUCCAGCACUUUCUCCCUCCCCUUAAGCAGUGCCCCUGUCUCUCCACAGGAGGAAGCUCACUAUGGCUCCAGUCCCCUGGCCAUGCUAACAGCAGCGUGCAGCAAAUUUGGUGGCUCCAGCCCUCUGCGGGACUCAACGACACUGGGCAAAGCAGGCACAAAGAAGCCCUACUCUGUGGGCAGUGACCUUUCAGCCCCCAAAACCAUGGGGGAUGCCUACCCAGCCCCCUUUUCAAGCACCAAUGGCCUCCUCUCACCAGCAGGCAGUCCUCCAGCACCCACCUCGGGCUAUGCCAAUGACUACCCUCCCUUUUCUCACUCAUUCCCUGGGCCCACGGGCACCCAGGACCCUGGGCUACUAGUGCCCAAGGGGCACAGCUCUUCUGACUGCCUGCCCAGUGUCUACACCUCUCUGGACAUGGCACACCCCUACGGCUCCUGGUACAAGGCAGGGAUCCAUGCAGGCAUCUCACCAGGCCCAGGCAAUGCUCCCACACCUUGGUGGGACAUGCACCCUGGGGGCAACUGGCUAGGCGGUGGGCAGGGCCAGGGGGAUGGGCUGCAAGGGACACUGCCUACAGGCCCUGCUCAGCCUCCAUUGAACCCCCAGCUGCCCACCUACCCAUCUGACUUUGCCCCCCUUAAUCCAGCUCCCUACCCAGCUCCCCACCUCCUGCAACCAGGGCCACAGCAUGUCCUGCCCCAAGACGUCUAUAAACCCAAGGCAGUGGGCAACAGUGGGCAGUUGGAGGGCAGUGGUGGAGCCAAGCCCCCCCGGGGCGCAGGCACAGGGGGCAGUGGUGGAUAUGGGGGCAGUGGAGCAGGGCGCUCCUCCUGCGACUGCCCCAACUGCCAAGAGCUGGAGCGCCUGGGGGCAGCCGCAGCCGGGCUGCGGAAGAAGCCCAUUCACAGCUGCCACAUUCCCGGCUGCGGCAAGGUGUACGGCAAGGCCUCCCACCUGAAGGCCCACUUGCGCUGGCACACGGGCGAGAGGCCUUUCGUCUGCAACUGGCUCUUCUGCGGCAAGAGGUUCACGCGUUCGGACGAGCUGGAGCGCCACGUGCGCACUCACACCCGGGAGAAGAAGUUCACCUGUCUGCUCUGCUCCAAGCGCUUUACCCGGAGCGACCACCUGAGCAAGCACCAACGCACCCAUGGCGAGCCAGGCCCAGGCCCACCUCCCAGCGGCCCCAAGGAGCUGGGGGAGGGCCGCAGUGCGGGGGAAGAGGAGGCCAGUCAGACGCCCCGACCUUCAGCCUCGCCGGCACCCCCAGAGAAAGCCCCUGGAGGCAGCCCGGAGCAGAGCAACCUGCUUGAGAUCUGAGCUGGGUGGAGAGUCUCCAGCCCCAGGGCUGUCUUGCCAGCCUCUCCUGGCUUC